Miscanthus lutarioriparius is the source of this 1536-nucleotide messenger RNA. The record is from the annotation of a GenBank genome assembly. NCBI's taxonomy places the organism in Eukaryota, Viridiplantae, Streptophyta, Magnoliopsida, Poales, Poaceae.
AUGGCCAUGGGUCGGUCUGUACGACUCGUGCUGGAUGCCUCCCUCCUCCUCGAUCCCUCCUUCACCAGGGAUGCGGCGGCGGUGGCGCUGCGGCCCGGGGUGGAGGAGCUGCUGCGGCGGCUGCGCUACUCCAACCUGAGCGUGGCAUUCUGCUAUGCAGAGGGCAUGUCAACUAAUGAGUCAGGCUUUCUUGAAAAGGUCGCAAGCUCACACUUGUUUGGCUCUAUACCACUUCGUGCAAAAAGUGGGAAUCUUUCUCCAACUGAAUUAAUGUUAGAAUGGAGCCGAACAAGUUUUUGUUUUUAUGUGACUUCAAGAGUUGACAAAGGUUUAAUUUCUGAGCUUCAGAAUCAGAACUGGAGAGUUCUUUCUGUAGCUAAUGAAUGUAGCAUAGAGGUUCCUGGUGUUUUAAAUGUUCAAAGGCUUCAGGAGUUGCUUCUCACCUUGGCUACUCUAAUAAAAAGGGAACUAUGUGGCUCAUCUGUUCUGGUGAUUGGAUAUAUAAUGAAAAAAUCCCGUGAGGAAGACUUCGCAAAGAGAGGAGCAUUUCCCAUAUAUCCUAGAAAGGACAGUCUUAUCUUCGUUCCCCUCUCUUUCGAACUUCCUUUAAGUUUGCAACUGCAAGAAGUUGAUAUGGUCCUCCACAAAAUAACCGAUGAGAUUGUCAAGAUCGAUCCAAACUGCUCCAUCGAUUUUUCAAAAGGGAUUUCAUUUUCUGCAGGAAUGUCUGAAAUUAUAAGGUUUGUGGAAGAGCACCCUGAUUUUUGCAUCAUGGAUCCAUUUAAAAAUAUUUACCCAUUGCUCGAUCGUCUUCAAAUCCAAAAAAUCCUUGUCCGGUUGCAAGAACUUGCCACUGAAGGAAAGCCAAAACUUCGAGCACCAUAUUCUUUGAAGGUUGACAAUUUUCAUGAUGGUGAAUUAGAUAAGCAUCUAGCGGAAGCUAAUUUAUCCUUCCCACUCAUUGUAAAGCCACAAGUCGCUUGUGGAGUUGCUGAUGCCCACAAUAUGGCAUUAGUUUUUCAAAUUGAAGAAUUUAGCAACCUUAGCGUGCCUCUUCCUGCUGUACUACAGGAAUAUGUGGAUCAUGGAUCCAAGAUUUUCAAAUUUUAUGUGAUUGGAGACAAAGUUUUCUAUGCUGUUAGAGAUUCAAUGCCCAAUGCACGCUUUUUGAAGUCAUCAUCAGGAGGUGAAGCUCUUACGUUUAAUAGUUUGAAGACUCUUCCAGUGGCUACCAAGGAGCAGCAACUGCAAACCAGGGUGCAAGAUAGCAAACUGUUAGAUGCCAAUCUAGUAGAAGAGGCUGCAAAAUUUCUAAAGGGACUGCUUGGACUUGCAAUAUUUGGAUUUGAUGUCGUUGUUCAGGAAGGCACAGGGGACCAUGUCAUAGUGGACCUAAACUACCUCCCAUCUUUCAAAAAGUUCCCGACUCAGAGGCGGUACCUGCAUUCUGGGAUGCAGUCAGGCAGGUAUACGAGGCAAGGCGAGGGAAUGCCCAGGGUUAAGCUCAAGGCUUCCCCAAUAAGUGAAUCUACCUGA